CUCUUAGCUGUGGAGUUGCGCGUGUGGGUGACAGAGAUGUAGACGUGCUCGUUUCGGUGAAAAAAGAUGUAGGCGUGUAGGGUUCGCGGCUUGGUGUAGGCGUGUACUAGCUGAUGUAGGCGUGUACUAGCUGAUGUAGGUGUGUACUGGCUGAUGUAGGCGUGUACUAGCCGCGUGUUGGUGACUAAGAUGUAGGCGUCUAUGAUUCCUAACAACUUUUGCUUAAUUAAUCAUCUCUUUACCUCAUUGCAUAUCAAUUAAUUAAGGGAUGAUGUCUAAUGACGUCUAAUGACGUCUGACAGGAGCUGAUUGUGUCAAACCACAACGGAUAUGACGUUUUGGUAAACACUUAAGUGGGUCCACCCAGGAGUAAGUAGUAACAGGAAGUGGUCAGUGCUGGUUCCAAAUGGGGUGCCAAUCUACUUGAGAGCACGUCUUCUUGUUUCGAACAAGUCAGGUAUUGUUUGUUCUCUUUCACGCUUUGCAUAAGCGUCAUCAGUGUGGCAGAGUAGACCACAACUGUAACCACUUUUUGAAAUCUUACCAGUGACAUAGCAAAACGGAAAUGAGAGUGAUGUAUUAGGAGAUGGUGAAAGGAAACUAUGCUCCAUUAGUUGUAAUUCAUGGCGGAUUUGGGAGCUGGUCAAACUGGUCGCCAUGCAGUGAAACGUGUGGAGGUGGACAAACCCUUCGAACAAGGUUUUGUAACAACCCAACUCCUUCCAAUGGAGGAAGACCAUGUGAAGGGAAAUUUUUAGACGUUGGCGUUUGCAACAACAUUUCUUGUUCAGUUGAUGGUGGUUGGACAGAGUGGACAGAUUUUUCACAAUGUACUAAGUCAUGUGGGUUUGGCUCUCAAAUACGGUCAAGAACAUGUACGAAUCCAGAGCCAAAGCACGACGGCAAACCUUGCUUUGGACCUAGAGAAGAAGCAAUAGAGUGCACCAUUGAUGAUUGUCCAGUAAAUGGUGAAUGGAGUUACUGGUCCAAUUGGACUAGUUGCACAGUGAGUUGUGGUGGAGGGCUGCGAAAUCGUACUAGAGUGUGCAAUAAUCCAGUACCAGCCUAUGGUGGUCGUGACUGUUCGGGAUACAGCUGGCAGAAUGAAACAUGUUCUGAACGUCCAUGCCCAGUUGACGGAAAAUUUAGCAGCUGGUCAAAUUGGACGUUUUGCUCUGCAACCUGUGGAGGUGGAGUAAGACGGCGGGUACGAUAUUGUGAUGAUCCUUCUCCAUCUUUUGGAGGAAGAAACUGUACUGGUCCUUGGUUGGAAACUGGUGAAUGCAAUGAUGAGGUGUGCCCAAUUGAUGGGAAAUGGAGUGAAUGGGAAGAUUGGAGUGAUUGCUCAAAGUCAUGUGGAACGGGCUUUCACAUUAGGCAGCGGCACUGUAACAAUCCAGCUCCACAGUUUGGUGGGCUAGAAUGUCCUGGAUUUGCUAGUGAAAAUGAUACAUGCAAUGUUCACUUUUGCCCAGUGAAUGGUUCCUGGAGCGACUGGACAAGUUGGACUGAUUGCUCAGAGUCAUGUGAGGGUGGCAUUCAAUACCGAUCUCGGUUUUGUGACAACCCAAGACCUAAUCAUGAUGGCCUUGAUUGUGUGGGAAGUGACCAAGAGAAUAGACCUUGCAAUCAGCAACAAUGUCCACUUGAUGGAGGAUGGGGUACGUGGAUGUCGUGGUCUACAUGUACAGCCACUUGCAAUGGUGGCACACAGAGUCGGUCAAGAUUGUGCAACAAUCCCAAACCACAAUUUGGAGGGUUGGAAUGCCCUGGACAUGGGUCAGAAGAUAAUCCAUGUGGCACAUCAAAUUGUCCAGUUCAUGGAGGGUGGAGUAGUUGGACUCAAUAUUCAAAGUGUAGCAAGUCAUGUCUGGGAGGUCUUCAAUGCAAAUAUCGUUACUGCAAUAAUCCUACUCCACGCUAUGGUGGGAACACAUGUUCUGGAGAACCACGAAACUGUAUUCUGUGUAAUGUUUUUGAUUGCCCCGUUGAUGGUGCUUGGGGAAGUUGGUCACAAUGGUUGAAAUGCACUCUCAGUUGCGGUGGAGGCACCAAACAAAGAUCACGUAAGUGUGAUAACCCUGCUCCAGAAAAUGGAGGCAAAACUUGUGAUGGUUCUGCUGAAGAAGAAGGACAGUGCAAUCAGGAAUCGUGUCCAGUUGAUGGAGGUUGGACUGACUGGUCAACAUGGAGUUUGUGCAGUGUAACUUGUGGUGGAGGUGGUGCUGUCAGAAGGAGAUUUUGCACGAAUCCUUCUCCACUGCAUGGUGGAAGGUACUGCGAGGGUGAUGAACUAGAAAAUGCAACAUGCAGCACUACUCCAUGUCCAGUUGAUGGUGGUUGGGCAGAGUGGACAGACUAUUCAGAAUGUACAACGACAUGUGGGUUUGAAGGCAAUCAACAACGUACAAGAUCAUGUACAAAUCCAGAGCCAAUGUACAAAGGUGAGCCUUGCAAUGGACCUGCUGCAGAAGAAAAGUCAUGUCCAAACAAAAAUUGUCCAGUUGAUGGCCAAUGGGCUGAGUGGUACUUGUCGGAAAGAUGCUCGCAGACAUGCAAUUAUGGGACUGCGGGAUACCGACGUAUCUGCUGGCCACAACCAAAGUACGGAGGUAAACCUUGUGUGGGCAGUGAUACAGAAACCCGAGUUUGCUAUCUGCUAAAAUGUCCACCUAUUGAUGGAGUGUGGAUGCUAUGGUCUACAUGGUCAGCUUGUUCUAGUGCUGUUUGCAGGUCUGCAAAUCUAUACUCGAGAAGAACAAGGCAACGAACAUGUACUGAACCUCAACAUGGCGGAAAACCAUGCUCUGGAGAUGCAACACAAGAGCAGGAAUGCAGCGUUAGUUGCACACGCAGUUGGUCAACUUGGUCGGCACAGGAACACACAAACGUGUGCUUUACCAAUGGCUACGUGGGAAGUUCUCGAAACAGAACCUGUGUGCACGGAUCCCUAACAGAUUGUCCCGUUGUCGAGAGACGUUCUUGGAUGCCAUGUUCUACAAAGUUUACAUCUUGUUCCGCUAUUGAAUCCUAUCGUGGAUGGAUGCUGAAUAAUGGCCCGAUAGGCCCGGUAUCGGGUACAUAUUAUUCGAUGUAUAAUGAAGACAAGGAAGUUGUAUAUCAACAGUGCCAGUUUGGCUGCUGUUGAUUGAAUGCGCGACGAUGACUCGUAAGUCUAGACGUGAACAAUAGACUCGAUGUACUUUGCAAUGAAUGUUGAAAUUGCUUACGCA
Molecule: messenger RNA, 3233 nt
Organism: Corticium candelabrum
Lineage: Eukaryota; Metazoa; Porifera; Homoscleromorpha; Homosclerophorida; Plakinidae
Product: A disintegrin and metalloproteinase with thrombospondin motifs adt-1-like
Exons: 16
Coding region: 587-3148 (853 amino acids)
Source: RefSeq, a predicted model, not a curated record